This is a messenger RNA of Aspergillus pseudonomiae, 501 nucleotides long. RefSeq names its product ester cyclase. The record is from RefSeq and is a predicted model, not a curated record. The transcript has 2 exons. Bases 1 to 501 code for a protein of 166 amino acids. Lineage: Eukaryota; Fungi; Ascomycota; Eurotiomycetes; Eurotiales; Aspergillaceae. Gene Ontology annotation, biological process: polyketide metabolic process.
AUGUCCACUCUCCAGGAGAAGAACAAGGCCGUGGUGCAAAAGUACUUCGAAGAGUACUGGGGCAAGGGCAACGUUUCCAUUGUGGACGAAGUAUGUGCCGACAACUUUGUUAUCGAUUAUCCCAUGCAUGGACCCCGGCACGGUAAAGAAGCGGCGAAGAAAAUGCUGCUCGAAUUUCGCGAGGCGUUUCCAGAUAUUUCCUUCCACGCCUACAAGUUCCCUCUGAUUGCAGAGGGGGAUUAUGUAGUUGGUCGCUGGAUCGGGGGCGGCAAGCACACCGGCCGGGCAUUCGAUGAUCUUGCAGUUGGCACGCUCGACAAGGCAAAUACGGGGAGGGAGGUGUAUUUCUCAGGCACAACGAUUUUUACCUUGAAGGAUGGCAAGAUUGUGGAUGAGAUUGGUGAAGAGCAAGCUCUGACUGCUCUGCAGCAGCUGGGACUAGUCUCUCCUCCUAAUCCGGGAAAGGAGAUCAAGUAUGAUGCGGAUGGGAAUCAUGUCUGA